AGACCAACGCGUGGUAAUCAAGAGGUAGUAACACCAUGAAAUCGUUCCAAUUUGCCUUCCUCUUGGCAAACUAUGCCCUAAUGGGCAUCUUGUUGUGUUACGAUCAGCAUAACAAGAAAAAACUAGCUGAUCUUACCACCAGGAUCCGCAGCUCUGACACCGCCCCCACAUAUAGAAAUCUUACUUGGAAUGACAUAAAUUUUGUUCAUACAACAGAUACUCAUGGAUGGUAUUCCGGUCAUUUGAAUCAAAAGCAGUAUAAUGCUAACUGGGGUGAUUUUAUAUCAUUUACUUCCCAUCUCAGACAACAAGCUCUUGAGCAGGGCCAAGAUUUGUUGUUGAUUGAUAGCGGGGAUCGUCAUGAUGGAAAUGGGUUUUCAGACAUCACCUAUCCAAAUGGAUUGGUUAGUACCCCUAUUUUCAUGAAACAGAAUUAUGAUUUGUUGACCAUUGGAAAUCACGAAUUGUACGUGUGGGAAAAUUCAAGACAAGAAUAUGAACUUGUUGCUGAUUAUUUUGGGGAUAAAUAUAUAAGUUCAAAUGUGGAAUAUAAAUUUGAGAAUGGGACAUUUGCUCCAUUUGGGCAAAAGUACAAGUAUUUCACUACUCCAGUGCAACAAAUACGGACAUUAGCCCUUGGGUUCUUGUUUGAUUUCAAUAGGUUUAACAAUGGAACUAGGGUUAUUCCAAUAGCAGAGGUUAUUACGCAAGAUUGGUUUAACGAGGUGUUACAACAACAUAAAGAUAAAGUUGAUUUGAUUGUUAUUGUGGCACAUACUCCAAUAUCUCAUGAUUACCCUGAAUUAUAUAAUUUGCACUCACACUUGCGUCAAUAUUUCCCAGAUACGAUUAUCCAAUACUUUGGAGGCCACAGUCACAUUCGUGACUUUACUGUGUUUGAUGAAUUAUCUACUGGGUUGCAAAGUGGUAGAUAUUGUGAAACUAUAGGAUGGACCAGUGUAAAUGUCAAGGGCAAUGUCAGUUUACAUGAGAGAUUUGCACGAUCAUAUUUGGACUUUAAUUUGCAUUCAUUUUUACAUCAUACAAACAAAUCGAUUCACGAAUUUGAUACUGACAAAGGUAAGCACGUUUCCCUGUUGAUAACCGAGACCAGAAACAAGUUGAACUUGAAUCGCGCAUUGGGAUAUGUUAAUGGUAGUAACUACUAUAUUGAUUAUGUUCCAAUUGAUCAUAAAAAUAAUAUCUUUGAUCUUUUGACCAGUAAAGUAUUGACUACUUUAGUUCCUGAGGGACAUACUAAUACAACUAGUACCUCCGAUAGAAUUAUUAUCAUUAAUACAGGAUCUAUCAGGUAUGACUUGUAUAAGGGUCCAUAUACUAUUGAUUCGCAGUAUAUUGUGUCACCAUUUGAAAAUUUAUGGGUUAAACUUACAGUUCCUAAAUCAAUCGCAACUCAAGUAGCAGCCAAGCUUAAUGAUAAUGGAUAUAUUUAUGCAAAGGGGCAAGCUGAUGCUAUAGAUAAUAGAAGACUUUUGCCUCCACAUCAUUACUACUCUUCAGAGAGAACUAAACGUGAUCAAACUCCUUUGAUACUUUCUGAAGUGGAGAGGAAAAAGCUAUCCAAGGGAUAUGUAACUUUUGACGACUUUGGUAACGAUGGUGACGAUACAUUGCAUAAGCCUGUUGUUAACUUCCCUAUACCUAAUGUUGUUGAAAGUGUGCAGAUACACUCCGAUUCUGAGGAAGACAUUGAUUUGAUUUUCUACGAUUUUAUUACCCCUAAUAUAGUUUGGGCAUUAAAUGAAUUGAAUUACACCAAUUUUAACAAGUCUCCUUCGCUUUACUCGUCAAAGUACUUGGGUGAUCUUUUAACUGAAUAUAUUCAACAAUUUAUUAUUUAGUUAGCUAUAUUUUUAAAAUUGUAUCUUCUGGUAUAUACGUAAAUCUAUAAUUUAAACUGCUUAUUAUUUCUCCCUUUGAAUUGUUAAUGACCGAUUCAUCGACAACUAAAUUAACAUUGAGUCCGAAAUUUGACCCCCAAAUUGGUCUCACAGUUCUACCAAUGGAAUUAUCAGUUAUUAAAUCGGCUGAUUCACCCAAUCUAUUUCUACCACUUUGAUCGAACUUGACUUUAGCGCAGAAGUUAACUAUGAAAGUACCAGUUCCUGGAAUUAAAUGGCAAUCAAAACUCGUUAAUUGAUGUGAUGAUAAUGGGGUAGCUAACCAUUUCUUUUGGAAUUGUAAUCGAGCAUCUUCUUGUGGAGUAGGGAUUAUUGGUUUGCCAUUGACAAUUAUAGCACAGUCUCGCUUGACGUUUGAGGCAAAUUGGGUGGCGUAGGCUUCAACGUUAGGGAAUGAUUGGGUUGGUGAUGCAUAUUGUGCGUCUAGUGAUGCUAAUAAAUCUUUAAGAAAUGGCUCUAUUGGUUGGGUUGGAUCUUGUUGAUUCAUGCUGUAUUAAUGUGGUAUGGUACUUGAUUCAACUUUUGUAAUGUUCACCGUU
Molecule: messenger RNA, 2461 nt
Organism: Spathaspora passalidarum NRRL Y-27907
Lineage: Eukaryota; Fungi; Ascomycota; Pichiomycetes; Serinales; Debaryomycetaceae
Exons: 2
Coding region: 36-1862 (608 amino acids)
Biological process (GO): nucleotide catabolic process
Cellular component (GO): cytosol
Molecular function (GO): hydrolase activity
Source: RefSeq, a predicted model, not a curated record